AUGUCCUCCCCAGCCAAGAUCCAUCUCCAGCUGCGCGAGCUGCGAUACCUGUACGACGCACUGCAGACGGCCGUGGCCGCCAAGGUGGACGCGCACCUGGCGCAGAUCCGCGGCAAGGACGACCCUGCGCUGGCGAAGUCGGUGCGCAGGCUCGUGGCCCAGUUUGUCGACGGCAUCUUCGACGACAUACAGCACUCACUCGAGCUCGACGACGUGGCCGCAUCGCAGCUGGCCACCAACACCGUCUCCAGCAUGCUGGGCAACCCCGCGCUGCUCAGCGAGAAAAUAGAGCCGUACGACUUUGCGCUCAACGACAGGUUGCGCGACCUGUACACGCGCGUCGAGGAGAAGGUGGAGUCGCUCUCGAACCUGAGGCGCACGCAGCCGGCCAGCAUCCGGGACGAGUACGAGGCGCAGGUGCGGGAGAACGAGGCGGUUGUCGACGCGAUCGUCGCCGAGUCGGCGCGGAACCGUGCGGCUGCGUACGACGCAGCAGAGGCCGUGCCCGACAUGGACGACCUGCGCCGCGACUUCAAGAGCAUUCUGAGCGACCUCGCCGACCUCAAGCGCGACGUGCCCGAGGCCAGACACGGCGUCGACAACCUCGCGAACGUGAUCUCGUUUGUGCACCACUAA
Ogataea angusta is the source of this 636-nucleotide messenger RNA. RefSeq lists its product as uncharacterized. The transcript has a single exon. The coding region runs from base 1 to 636 and encodes 211 amino acids. The record is from RefSeq and is a predicted model, not a curated record. Gene Ontology annotation, biological process: mitotic sister chromatid segregation. Lineage: Eukaryota; Fungi; Ascomycota; Pichiomycetes; Pichiales; Pichiaceae. Gene Ontology annotation, cellular component: kinetochore.